Molecule: messenger RNA, 1272 nt
Organism: Closterium sp. NIES-67
Lineage: Eukaryota; Viridiplantae; Streptophyta; Zygnematophyceae; Desmidiales; Closteriaceae
Source: the annotation of a GenBank genome assembly
AUGCGGUGGAUGCGAGUGCAUCAAAAGAAGUACUUGGAGGCCUUGGCUGCAAACUUUGGGAACAGUGAAGGUCAUGUGGCUACUCCUCUUCCCUCAGGGUUCAAGUGUGUGAAAGGACCAGCGGAGGAAAGUGUUGGUGAAGAGGAGAGGCGCCGUUUUCACUCCUUGGUGGGCAGCCUCAUGUAUGCGGCCGUUCACACAAGGCCGGAUGCAGCCUUUGCUACCGGGCAGCUGGCUAGGGUUGUCCAAUGCCCCAAUGAGGAGCAGGCAGCUGCUGGAGAGAGGGUGGCCAAGUACCUUGGCCAAACAGCAACUGUUGGACUGCAAUACUCCGCGGCGGCACAAAGGCGUCAAAAGGGUGCGGAUGGAGUCGAACCCGGGAGGCUCUUUCUCACCGCCUUCUCUGAUGCAUCUUGGGCAUCAGAACCAGAGGACAUGACAAGUGUGGAAGGCUUCAUCUGCUGUGUUGGUGGAGGGCCAACAGCUUGGGAGAGCAAGAAACAAGUGGACCAAGCAUUGAGCUCGGUGGAGUCCGAGUACAUGGCACUCUUCCGUGCCAUAAGAGAGGUUGUGUGGCAGCGGCGUUUGCUAGCUGAAUUGGGGGAGGAGCAGCAAGGACCUACCCCACUCUACUGUGAUAGCCAGGGUGCUAUUGCAUUGGCUAAGAACCCCGUUCUUCAUGGCCUUACGAAGCACAUGAAGGUGAAGUGGCAUUGGGUGAGGAGCAUGGUAACCGCGGGUGAAGUGGAGUUGCACUACGUGAAGACGACGGCACAGCCAGCUGAUAUGAUGACCAAGAGGCUGGUUGAGCAGCAGCAUUGGAAGUGUUGCAAGCUUGCUGGGAUGGCUCUGAACUAAGGGGAGCAGAUUCUAAGGCCAACAAUCCGAGGGGGAGUUUGUUGGUGCAAUCCUAUGGCUUGCACUCGGCUUGUCGUCCUUGUUUGUGUGUGUGCAUGCAUGGCAUGGAAUGAAUUGUGUGUGCAGGAAGCCCCCAUCAACUCAAGAAGAAUUUAUCUUGCAGAUCCAAGAACAAGAGCUCAAGAUUACAAGCCCAAUGGACGCGGAUAAAUAUUAAAUAGUGAAAAUAGUAACGUUACUUCGUGUAGUGUUACAUUUCACUUGGUGUAGCCCCUUGGAGGGUUGGUUUCGAGACUCUUCAUGGUUGGGGACUCUCUAGUGGUGUACCACCAACCUGGACCUCGGCUCUUGGGGUAUGUAGAGGCUGGGAACCAUCUCCCUCUCGAACUCUUCUUGCUAAGUUUGUACUCCUAA